AUGGAUAUUUCUUUUGUUACGAUCAUAAGUAAUAAAGCUGUGACUGUCAAAGAACCAAGCAAAAUUCAUUUUAGUGAUGAUGAACCCGAUGAAGAACUAACUACACAAAUCAAUCUCUUUGAUGACUACUGGUAUGAACCAGACAUGGAAGAGAAAGAGGAUGAACAGAUUGAUACGUCAACUGACUACUGGACAGAUGAACAAGACGAACUAUCAGCAAAACAACCAUUUUCUGUGGAAUACGCGUAUGCUGAUGCUAGUCAAAAUGAGGUGUUUGGAAACACUGAAGAAAAAACAGUGUGA
Didymodactylos carnosus is the source of this 303-nucleotide messenger RNA. NCBI's taxonomy places the organism in Eukaryota, Metazoa, Rotifera, Eurotatoria, Philodinida, Philodinidae. The record is from the annotation of a GenBank genome assembly.